AACCUUGCAUUUUAGAGACAGGUUCCCCUAUAAAUAUUCUCCGGAUACCUCCAAAGAUCGUCAGUUGUUGUUUGUACUCCUGCAGCUCCACAAAGGUAUCGAAAUUAACAAAAUGAAACUUUUCAUCGCUCUCUGUGCAGUCAUUGCUGUGGCUUCUGCUGCCUUCAACAAAGAGGAAUUCUUGAAGAUGCGUGAAGAGUGCCUAAAAUCCGAAAAGGUCCCAGCAGCAAUCAUUGAGAAGUUGAAACAUCGUGAAUAUGAACAAGACCUGGGACAUGAGGCCAAGUGUUAUAUUCGUUGCAUGGGACUUAAAACUGGAGUCUGGGACGACACCCAUGGCUACAAUGUCGAUAAGACCUACGACGAUUUUCAUAGCGCGGGAUUGGAAGUGAGCAAGGAUAAUUUGAAGAAAUGUUUCAAAUCGAGUGGGGAUGAUGAUAAAUGCGUAUGGGCUGCGAAGGACGUGAAAUGUUUGUGGACAAACAAAUAUGUGACCAUAAAGAAAGAUUUAUUUGAAUAAAUUUCUCUAUUAUCCACAA
This is a messenger RNA of Hermetia illucens (black soldier fly), 539 nucleotides long. RefSeq names its product general odorant-binding protein 99b-like. The coding region runs from base 113 to 520 and encodes 135 amino acids. Gene Ontology annotation, biological process: sensory perception of smell. Gene Ontology annotation, molecular function: odorant binding. The transcript is spliced from 2 exons. NCBI's taxonomy places the organism in Eukaryota, Metazoa, Arthropoda, Insecta, Diptera, Stratiomyidae. The record is from RefSeq and is a predicted model, not a curated record.